Messenger RNA from Brassica rapa (field mustard), 15043 nucleotides. Its product is annotated as protein IDA-LIKE 1. The record is from RefSeq and is a predicted model, not a curated record. NCBI's taxonomy places the organism in Eukaryota, Viridiplantae, Streptophyta, Magnoliopsida, Brassicales, Brassicaceae.
CUCCAAACAAAUACCAAAAAAAUUCAAAUACCUAAAAAUUUAAAAUCUUAUUCAAAAUCUGACACGAUGAACUGAAAAAUACCCAAAAUUUUAUCCAAAUACCCAAUUUUUUUUUUAAUUUGAAAAAUUUACCUAAAAUCAAAACUCUAAUCGUAAACCAAAAACUUUAAAACAAUAUCCAUAUUACCAGAAACAUAUUCGGAAUAUCCAAAUAUACCUAAUAAACACAUUUAUGAUCUUGUCUAGGGUAGGACCCGGACUCAAACAAAUACAUGCGGGUCAAAAAAAACUCAAUAGAUUAUUUUCUCUGGACCUGAACUAAACCUAUAAUUUUGGGUCGGUUCAGUUUGUUUUUUUUAUCCGGAUAUAAUUCUCAUGUCGAAAAGAAAUUUACGUAAAAGUGUAUAGCUGUUAAAAAUUAAGUUUUUCAAUAUAAUAAAACUUUGUAUUAUAAUAUAGUCUAUAAUCCCGCGCUUUCCAAGCGCGGGUCAAAAUCUAGUUUUCUAUUAAUAAGUGGUCAGCAUUUCAAAACAAUUCCAGUAUUUACGGUAUACGGGAUUCUCAUAUUUUCUGUUAAGUGAUUAUCAUAUUUUUCUGUUAAGUGGUUAUCAUAUUUUUCAGAAAAUAGAGAAAUAUAGUGGUCAGAUGAAGUAAAUUUGUUUUAAAACUAUAUUUUUAUCAACAUUUUAAUAUAAAAGGGUGCCAAUUGUGUAUUUUAUCUAUAACUUUUGAAAUUAUCAUGAAAAAUGGUUGUUAGUUCUUUUUGUAAGUGUCACAAGAGAUAUUUUACUAAGUAAACGAGUUUAUAUGUUAGUACUUUUUUUAGGUUUUAAAAAAUUUCGUUAAAUCUUGUUAUAAAUAAAUAUGUGUUAGAAUAAGUAGUAAUACGUGAUACAAAAAUCGACAUUCAAAAAAUUUAUUAUCAGAUCUAAAUUCUUAUAUUCAAAUAUGGAUUCAAGUAUCUCAUAUAUCCAAAUAUUUGAAGCAAAUUUGAUCAGAUAAUAGUUUGAAUUCUGGAUCAUUUGUCCAUCUCUAAUACAUACUUAAUUACUCAGUCCAAACGAAUAAUACCAUAUUAAUAAAAAAUUAAACAUAAAAUUAUAAAUAGUUGUUAUUUAUUAGUACACUAUAAUAUAUAUCUUAGACAUAAUUAAAAUCGAUUUGCGAAUUUUAUUUGUUUUUUCCCCAAAUAUUGCGGUUUACUUUUGAGUUUAUUCUCAAAAGAAAAUUGAAGUUUUUAAAAUAGAGCAAGGAAAUGUUAUAAGCUUUUGUGGACUAUGUAACUUGUAGACUAUCUUGGUGAGAAAUAACAGUUAUUUCAUACCCAAAAUUUUCCAAUGACAUACCUAUUGUUUAUCUUUUUGGCUAAAUAAUACACCAGUGUUCACAUCAGCUGUCACAUCACCUAAUUUUGUUAACGUAGAUGCUAUAUAAGCUAAUUUUACUCAUGAGGAUGUUACAUGUACAAUUUGUUUUUUGAAAAAAAUAUAUCAAAAUAUACAUUUUAUUAAAAAAUUUGUAAAAUUUUCAUAUUUAGUAAAAUUAACAAAAAUUAUUUAAUUAAAUAAUAAAUUUAAUCUAAUAUGAGAGAUAUAUUCGUAAAUCUUAUAUAAUAAAUUUACAUCAUAAAUUCUUUAACUACAAUUUUUGGGUACCCGUUGGGUUCAUGUCAGGUUUUUUGGAUUUCGAUUCUAUUUUGGAACACGUCUUAGGACCCAUACUGGUAUUUUUGUAAGUAUGAAUCGAGAUCGGAUAUAACACAUCGGGUUCGGAUUGGUUUUGUAUCACAUACUAGAGUGUUUAGGUCGGUUUUGUAUCACAUACUAGAACACAUAAAGUAACCAUAUAUCGUUUGGAUUUUAGUUAUUUUUGAUCGGUUCGGAUAACCUCACGUAAAAUCUAAAAUUUAAAAGAAAACAUAAGAAAUACAUACUUAGAAAGCAACACUAGCAUUGAAUUUGAAUCAUUACAAUACAUAUACAUAAGUCUUAUAAAGACUGUAUUGUGUGAUAGGAUCCACAAAUUUACGAAUAUAUCUUUUAUUAUAAGAUUAAAAUUUUACUAUUUAAUUAAUUUAUGUUAAUCUUACGUAAUAAAAAUGUAUAAAAUUUUACAUUUUUUAAAUUUUGUUUUUAUAAAAUGACUAUUUUGGUUUUUUCAAAAAAAAAACUGUGUACACGUGGCAUCCUCGUUAGCAAAACUAGUUGAUGUAGUAUCCACGUCAACAAAAUUAUAUGACAUGGCAGCUGAUGUGGCGAUUAGUGUAUAAUUUCACCAAAAAGAUAAACAAGAGGUAUGUUAUUUGAAAUUUUAGAAAAUUCAGGUAUAUUGUUGCACAGUGACAUAAGUCGGGUAUAAAUUAAACAUAUCAUGAAAUGUUAGAUAUGAAAUGAAUGUUUUUUCCAUCACGACGUUGGACACUAACUAUUUAGCUUUGAAAGGUUUCUACAUGAAAUUGAGAAUUUGAUCCCCAAAGAAUUGCAAAAUAUAUAUUCGGAUUCAACAAGUAACUAGGUAUUUUCGUACACCAUAUGCAUUAAUAAAUUUCUAAAUUUAUAUUAUAUUUAAAACAAAAUUUUAUUAAUAUUAUUGAUUUUAUUAUUUUCUUACCAAAAUUUUAAUAUAAAUUUGAUUUAAUUAAAAAUAAAAUUAAUAUAAAAAUAAUUUGUUUAUUUUAAAUUAUAUUUAAAAAUAUAUAUGUAUAUAUUUAAAAUUAUAAUCUUAGAUAGAUAUUUCAUUAAAUAUAUUAAAUCAGUUUGUAUUAAAUUAAUAAAAAAUUGUAUAAUUAUCAAAAAUUAAAAAUAAUAAGUAUUUACUAAAUCUCUAUAAAAUUACAUGAGAAAUCAGUUUCCUACAUAUCACACUCAUGUUAAUACUUACAUUAAUUACAUAGGUAACCUUAAUGAAUUAAACUAUUAUUUCAAAUUAUCAUUAUUAAAAAUAUUAAUAAUUUAUGUCAAUUAUUUUUUAAAUUUUAGUUUCUUUUUUUCUAAAUAACAUAUAAUAAAAAGGAAAUAUUCACAUAGAAUAAAAGAAAAUAAUAUUUAAAAAAGGAAAAGAAAUAUUUUAUGAAAAAAUAUUUUAUAUAGUGUGAGUACCGCCUGAGUUUGAUUCCCCUUGGCCACUCGGAGAGCCUUAAGUGGUAAGAAUACGCGGAUACUACGAGCCUCGUGGUGAUUAUUCUUUCGGUUUAUAGAGCAUUUGGAAUCGCACUACGGUUAUAAAAAAAAUUGAUUUCAUAAAAAAAGAAAUUUUACAAAAAAACAGUUUUGAAGUUCAAAAGAUAAUCAUCUCUUUAAAACAUAAUAUUAAACAACAUAAUAUAUAUUAAUUAAUAAAAUUAUUUUAUUUAAAUAACAUAUACUAAAACAUAAUAUCAGUCUAUUUUCUCAGAUUCUCACAAAACGUAAUUUAAAUAACAUAUACUAAAAUUCAGUGAUGAACUGAAAAUAUUUUAUAAUUGAUACGAUUGAGAUGGCUAUUCAUUUAUGCAUAAUCUUUUUUUUUGUUAAAUAACUAUGAUUUAUCUAAAUUUUACAAUCCACAAAUAUCAAAUUAUACAAAAGAAUUUACGGAAGUAUAUAUACAUAUUUAAGAUAAAAAAUAUGAACUGAUGAAAUACAUAAAAAUAAUCAAAUUUAGGUUAAGUAGAAUUAAAAGUAAUUGUUCUUUGAUUUUAAUAUGUCUAAUUAAAAUAAUAUAAUUUUAUUUAAAAUAAAUCAUACAUAUAAAUUAGAAAUAGAAUAUUGAUAAUUUAUAAUUUAUUUAUUUGUAUAUACUUAUAUUCGUGCAUGAGCUGCAAAAAUCACAUAGUUUGUAAAUAUAAAAGUAAUUAAUGAUAUGACGACUAAAAUUAAUUGUUCUUCUAUUUGAACAUGUCUAAUUAAAAUAAUCUAGUUUUAUUUAAAAUAAAUCAUACAUAUAAAUUAGAAAUAUAAUAUUAAUAUUUUAUAAUAUAUUUAUUUGUAAUAAUUUUUUUUACAAUUAUAAAAAUAGAAUGAAAUAAUAUUUCGAAAUUUGUAAUGUUAUAUUUGAAUAUAUUUAUUUUAAUAAUAAUGUAUGAGUUAUUAUCAUAUUCUAAAAAGUUAACUAAAAAUAUAAAUAAUAUUAAAUGUACUGUAAGAGUUAUUAUCAUAUUCUAAAAAGUUUACUAAAAUAUAAAUUAUUAUUAAAUUUAAUUGUUCAUGUCAUAUUAGCCAUAAGCUAUGUCAUUAAUUUUAGUUGUCAUGUUACAUUUUUUUGUGAAAAUGAUUAUAAAGAAGAUAUAUGGAUAAUCGAUUAUCAAAUAAUGUCUAAAGGAUUAUAUAUCCGUCGUUGUGGACAAAAAAUAAUUCAACCUAUUGAGCUUUAUUUAAAAUACCACGUUUAAUAUCGGUCCAUUUACAAUUCCGGCGCCGCCGUCAGUUUUUACCGCUGAUAUAUCUUCUCCGACGUUACAACAAAUAAUUUGGAAACCUUCUGCCUUUCAAGUUCGUCCUAUCAGAAAAGAUCAAAUUUUGAUGAUGAUGAAUUUAAAGGAAAAUGCUUGUGAUGGUUUAGUGAUAUGAUCUUUGGUUAAGGGUAACUGCUAAUCCCUGGGACUGACCCAUGUACCGGGAGGUUCAUCAGGGGGCUCAGAAGCAGCAAGAAAAUGUAUGGUGUCAUUUUGUCUCUCACAUUCUUUGUUUAAAAUACAUCAAACAGAAGUUGUGAGCAGUGAGAUCGAUCUCCUUAACCAUUUUUUUUCCACAGGUCUCUAUUCCUUCAUUAUCUCCUGAACUACCACACAACAGAGCGAGUAACAACGCACUUCAAUUCAGACCUUUUCACCGGAGCGAAGCAAAUAGCAAGCCAAUGAUCCUCAGGACACUUCAGCAUUGCAGAAAAAAGCCCAAAAAAACAUACAACUCCAUACCAAACCAUAACCAAUAUAGAGAAAGCCACAAUCUUGAAUGCACCACUGAAGAACCAGCACAGGAGACAGAAAACCAAUCUCGGAAUAUAGGCCCCUGAAAGCGCACAUAGAAACACCCAGUCGACACAACGACUCACCUUUGAUGAAGUUUGUUAUAUGAACUAUUUGCUUACGUAAAGAUUAAGAACAAGUUUUUGGUGAUUGAUUGAGUUUUUGUUAUUGGUUUUAGAAGAAAUUGUUUAAAGUUGUCAUGUAUUUGAGUAGACACGCAAAGGUCACCAAAUGUGGCCUAAGACAUGAAAACAUAAAGGCUGUUCUUUUGUGCUCUUAACUGUCAUGCUUUAUUUAAAUAUAAGGCGAUUCAUUUUGUAUUUUUUCUUCUAUAUUAAUCUAACUAGUGACUAAUGAAUAAAAGAGAAUAAAACAUCUCUUGUUAUUCCUAAUUUUUUUUACUAUUUAUAAGAAAUAUUUUUUCCUUUCAAUUCCUUCCUCGUCUUUGUAUUCUAGAAGAAUAUAGAAUAAAGUUGUUUUUAAAACCGAUAAGAAAUAAUAUUUUUUUUUCAUUUCUAUAAUUUUAUUCUUCUACAUUUUUUUCUUACUAUUCAUGAUGUUUCUAUAAUGGUCAUCAUUUGUUUAUAAUAUAAAUGUAGAUGCUAGGUAUAUCAUCAUUUUAUUAUAUUUUAUGUUCUUAAAGUUGCAUUCAUGCACUUGAUUAUUUUUUUUAUUGUGAAUAAUACGGUUGUUUCUUUAUUCAUCAGCACAUUUUUUCUAGAAUAUUUCAGAUGAAAUCAUGCUCUAACCUAUAAUUAUGCAAACAUAUUAUAAUCUUGUAAUCUAGUGGUCCACGCGAAUGUAUGUCUCCGAUGGAAGAUCAUAAAUCCAACGGCUCAGAAUCACGCGUUUGCAAUGUUUGCUUGCAGGGAAAUGGCCACCUGGCACAUGCAAAUAUUUGUUUUUGGUAUCUAUGAAUUAUGCAAAUGAUUUUCAUUGGACGUUGUGCUUAGUUGUUAUAACAGAAAAAAUUAGGCGUCUAAUAAAUAAUUUAAUAUUAUCUGCCCUAGAUAAUUACUAUAUUAUGAUAAACUAGUUAUUUUUUUGAUAAAUUAAUCGUUUUGGUGACCCUAAAAAACGGAAUUAGUUUCUUAACUUCUUUCUUUUGUAACAAUUAAUUUGUGUCAUCUAUUAUAUAUUGUCCAUCAGCUUUGCUGAACUUAAUAGUUAUAUUGUUUACGUAAGCCUUUUCUAGAUCUCUCAUUGAAAAAUCUUGUAUAAAAUAAACUUGGAUAGAAUUAAUGUUCUUUCAAAAAAAAAAAAAUUAAUGUUCUUUCACAAUCGAAUUAAGACGCAGAGGAUCAUUUGAAUUGUUGUUGGCACCUAAUAUAAUAACAUCAUCAUUACACAAUCACGUAUGGUUUUUUUUUUUUUUUUUUUUUUGGUAAAAAUGUAAAGAAAUCACGUAUUGUUUUGGUUCUCACAUAAUACAAAAUAUUUUAUAGUACAUAAUAAUGUUUAUAUUUUUACAAUUAAAGCCUACAUUACGAUGUGGUAUUUUAUUUUGAACAGCGUGAUAUAUUUAUACAUGCAAAUCGCAUAAUAUAAGUUUCAUUUCGUAUGAUAUAUAUAGUAGUACUGUUUAAUAAUUUAGUUUUGACAGACAACUUGAGGUAAUCACGAACACCAUCCUCCCACGUAAAGUCCAACUAAGAAUAUAAGUUAUUUAUUUUUGUUUGUUUUUUCGUUGACCUUAUAAACUCAAAAAAUAUAUUCUAAAACUCCAUUGCUUGCGGGUCACUUCUCAAUUUUCUUUGCUUUUCUUGUUUGACCGCGAUUUACACAUACACAAAUGUGCUUACCGACAUAUAUGAUAUAAAAUAUAAUGAACAUAAAUACAUGAAUAUAUAGAUACAUAUGCAUAUACUGUAUAUACAAUUCAAAUCCUAAACCUUCUAAUAAUCCAAACUCUAUAAAACCCUAGCUAGUUGCUAAAUAAGUGUCUCGUCCUGCGCCUUCUUUCUCCGAACACUAUAUGAAUCUUUCUUAUAAAACCAUGUUUGUAAGUGUUUAUUUCGUUAUGAUCCUCUUGGUUUUUAGCUCACGCAACGCUGCGGCAAGGAUGGGAACAAUUAAGGUUUCUGAAAUUGAGAUAGCUCAAGCAAGAUCAAGAACACCAAGACAUGAGUUCACGGAGGGUUUUAGAUUCAAAAAUCGUGAGUUGCACUUUUUGUCCAAACGGGUGCUUGUACCACCUUCGGGACCUUCCAAAAGGCACAAUUCUGUGGUGAAUGAUCUCAAACACUAGUUGUUUUUUUUGACAAUCAUAAUAUAUAUUUAGAAGAUUCUUCUUAUUGUUUUUGACUGGUUUUGAUCCUUUUAGUAUAUGUUUUUUUGUUCUUUUUAUCUCAUUUGAUUUCAUUCACAUUUGUAAUAUCUCAUUGGAAAAUAAACGUAUAUUAUCUUACAAAAAAUAAAAUAAAAAUAAACGUAUGUUGUAUACAUAUCCGUAGUUGUAUAUAUUAUUUAUCUCAUUACGUAUAUUAUUUUACAGAAAAAAAAAACAUAUGUUGUAUACAUCCUUUGUUCUCCCCCCUCCUCCCCCCCAAUUGUAUGUAUUCUCUCAUAUCACUAUCUUCUUGAAAUUAAUUGGAGUAUUAAAAUGGAUGGACCAAUCCAACUUAUGGUUAAUAGUUGUUAAUGGAUAGAUAUUUUAUGAUUAUAUACUGACGUAGUAAGUUAACCCUCAGCCAUCAACCUCACGGAUUAGUCUUAUAUUUGAAAUAAUGUAUAUCAUAAAAAGCAUUAAUUCCGAUGCUAAAACAAUUUUAUGUCUAUUAUAUAUAUAUAGUGUUUGUUUGCUGCUAAAAAAUACUAUUUUGUUUGACAUGACAGAAAAUAUUGUGAUACAUCUCUAAUAAACAGCCCACGCUAAUGCUAUCAAUCACAAAAGUCACGAUUACGAAUAAGAGCAUCUUCAACCCAUUAGCAUGUUCUUUUAUUUUGAAAAAAAUAUAGAGAUGUAUUAGAGAUGGUUUACUUAACAACAUUAAAGAGAUUAGCUACCCAAGAUUUUGGCCCAUGGAAACUUUUGAUCUUGUAGGCCCGUAUCUGAUAUUUGGGAUGUAAUAACAUAUUUUCUGUCACUGUUUGUAUACUGGCCUCAUGUUUUAUAUUAGAGGGAUCGAGUGUGACUGUGUGAGAAGUAAAUGGUUCACUUAUCACAGCGCAACGAACUUUUAACAUGGUGUGUUUGUCCACCAAAUCUUAACUUCCAAUCUGACUGUUGUCUCCUUCUGUUUUGUCUUUCUAAUAUUACAAAUUGAAGGAUUUAACGUUGGUUUUCCACUCUCUAGAGCCAAAUAAUCGGAACAACAAAAAGUAAGUAUCUUUUUUUUUCAUGUUCAAGUAUCACCCAACUUGUGAGAAGUUACGUGGUAUUUUCAUUUUGUAGUGUUUGUGCAUGUAAGGUUCUUAAAUUAGUUGAUUUGGUGAUCUUGUUGUUUAAAUUCUAGCUCAUGUUUCUUUUGGAACUUGCUAGUUCUUCCUCUGUUUCUAAGUGUUUUUUAUUUUCUUUUGCGACAUUUAGGAACCAUCAAGCUUCAAUAGCAGAAUGGGAUCCAAGUUCAUAACUUGUAUCAGAUGUUCAUAAGUAAUUAAUUAUAUUCACAUUCUUAGCCAAAGAAAAAAAUACUCGAACCAAAGAAUGAUUUUUUUUUUUGACAACACCAAAGAAUGAUUGUACACUAAAUACUUUUUCUUACACUAAAUACUUUCGUUGAGCUGAAAAUUAAAGAACACCAAUAAUUACGAGUAUGGGAUCCGUAGGUCUGAUCAUAUGAAAAAUCUCUAUAUAAAUUCAAACUUCAUGUCAAAACAACUUUCACUUUUUCAAGAAUAGCUGCUUUCAUGUACUAUCACUUUAUCUCUCAAAUGACCAUCUUCUAACUCACUCAAUUGCACGCUAAAGGUAAAAAUUAAGAGCAUUUCUAAUGUACAUCUCUAUAUUUUUCUAUAAAAUAUAUAACUUUAUUGUAUAUGUAGUUUUAUUCCAAAUUAUGCCCCUAUAAAAAUAUUUAUUUUUAGAAAAAAUAUAUAAUUUUUCUUCUUCUUUUGUCUCUAUAUUUAGAGUUGAAAACAACACUUCUCUAUAUCUUCUGUUAAAAAUAGAGGAAUUAUACCAUAAAAGCAUACAAUGAAGCAAAUACACUUUUAUAUGUAAUGAUUUUUUCUAUUUUAGAAAAAUAUAUAGAAAUGGAUAUAAAAGUGGAUUAGAGAUGGUCUAAAAAAAGAUUGUGUAUAUCUUGAGAUAGCCUGAUUUGAUCUACUCUCAACUUUAAUACAAACUGAACAACAAACCAUGAAGCAUGAUUUGAAGCACACGUACUUUAUAUAUCUCUCACUUCUGUUUAUUUUAAAUUAUUUACUCCAAAAAGUUUUCAAUCAUUUGAAAAGACGUUUAUUGUCCUUGAAGUAAAAAAAUUAUAUUACAAUUAAAUAGGAGCAAUGAAAGGAGUUUUGAGUACAAGAAUGCUCUACUUUUACUUGAGAAAAAACAUGUAAGGAAACAAAACAGGAACAGAGGAAGAGCCAUGAUCCACCAGGUCUUUACACUGAAGUUAUGGUAGCACUGAUGCUAAGGCAACGCUAUCUUGGUAUUCCAUCUAUUAGCAACUUCAUCUCUAGACCCAUACUGCAGUGUCUUAAGCCGGUACUGCAUUUGGCGACGAACAGUCCUACAUAUGUACAUCGCAGAGUUUGGAGAAUGAAGAUGACGUCGUCCAUUCCUUGCACGUCAGAUCCAAUAAAUUGAGGCUUGGAAAGCCAUUUUCACAAGCUGUGCGUCCAAUUUAGAGAGUCUGUUGCUCCUGAAGCUUGCAACUGUCCUGGACCAGUCAUGAUUUAUUCGACCUUCUAAGAACUGAUUCAUCAACAUUGUCCAAACAGUAAAUGUGAAAGGGCAAGCAAGGAAGAGAUGAUCACGAGUCUUGUACGACUCUCCACACACCGGACAAAUAUGCGUUUGACCCCAUUGUCUCAUUCUAUGUCCCGUAUCCAAUAUAUUCCUACAAACUAGCCAAGUGAUGAAAGCCUAGUGUGGAAGAGCUUGAGGAAUACUUUAAUACAACACCAACAAAGUAUUUAUCAUAAAAUAAUAACCCCUAAAGAUCAUUCAUUAAAAAAUAUUUUAUUAAAGAGAUAAUAUAUAUUUAUACCUUUAGGAUUAACUAAUCUAUACUUAUGGUUUAAAUUUGAGAGUGGAUUUUUGGAAGGUUGGAUUUAGAAUUUAAAGGAAUAAUUUUAAAAAUAGUUUCAAAAAAUAAUGUUUGGAUUUGACAUAAAAUUACAAAAAAAAAAAAUUUGAAUCUGUUUUUAGAAAAAAAUAAUUCGAAAAAGUUUCAAAUAUCAAAUAAAGUUUUUUCAAAAAUUCAAAAAUAUUAUUUUUAGUAUGUAUUUUUUAUAUUUACAUAUCUAUAAAGUAAGGAUAUAAUUUCAUUUAUCCGUUAAUAAAUCAUCAUGGCUUUGAUUGGUAACAUGAUUUUCACUUGAUUUAGUUUGAGUUAGAGUUAGAGGUAAAAAUCAAAAAUGUGACCAAACAUGAUUUAAUUAUAACUUUUUGAUUUUGUGUUUGAGUUAUUAUGUGGUAAAGUUGAGUUAUAUUUUUGAGUUGUCUUCUUUGUAAAAUCGCUAUAUCAAAUGCUAAACUAACAUCAAGGGAAAAUGGGUGUAUUAGAACUUGACUUAUGGUGAUUCUGUUGUUUCCACGUUUGUGUGUUUCAUAAACUCUAAACAAUUUUAUCAACUUUUGAAACAUGGUAUUUGUAUUUACUUUUGGUUGAUUGAUAACUAUUUAUUCUUAGCCUUUUUAUAAGCAUUCUUACUUCCAUUUCAAUCAUUAAUAGAAUUAUUUUAUAGUUUAAAUUAUUAAUUAUAUUUGUAUAUAAAUUUAUAUGUUUAUAUGAGACUUUUUGCUAUUACGUAUAUAAUACAUAUGUUUAUGUCUCUUUCAUAAGUUUCAAUUUAAUAAAGACUAAUUUUCUCUAAUCUAUUUUCUUUUUAAAAUUGUAAUAAGGGUAAUCAUUUUAUAUUUUUAAUUUUUUAUUUAUUUGAAAUAAUAUUGACUACAAUUAAUAUAACAAAACAUUUACCAGUCAAUUACAUUAUUAGUAACUAUAAUUUUUAUAAAAUAUAUAUUGCAACUUAUUUUUGUCAAAUUUUUAUUUUAUAAAUAAUAUUAAAAAUAAAAUAUUUUUGUUAUGAUUUAGCUUAAUGGUAUAAUGUUUUAUUCCCUUGUUUUAAUAGUAAUUCAUUAUUUAUAAAUUUAUAUUUUAAGUAUUUAUAAAAAUUAUACUGCAACUUAUACAUCAAAAAGUUACCAGUCAUUAGUUUUAACAAAAUUAUAAUUCAUAUUUUUACUAUAAACUUACUACAUAAAUUUACAUUUUUUACCACAUAUUUUUUACUAUAAAUUACAUUGAAUUACAAUGUAUACUGCAAAUCAAUCUCAAUGUGUACUAAGUACUAACAAUAUAAUAUAGCCGUGAAUGUUAAUGGCGGCCUGAGUGAAACACACAGCAAGACAGAACACAUGUAACCGUUUUUUUCCUUGUUUUUAUUUUUAAUAAAAGUAAUUUAAUUAAAAGGAAAAAAGGUUUGGACAAGUUGUUUCAUGGACAACACUUAAAAGCGAGAAGAAAGCAAUAUGGUGCGGUUGUACAAAUAUCUUUUUUAUUAUUGAAAAUAUUAAAAAGACAAAUACAUCCAUUAAUAUUUAUCUUUAUAAUAUUACAGAAGUUAAAAUAUAAAUGACAAAUACAUCCAAAAAUCCUUUUGAAACUAUUUUAAAAGUUUUUAUUUAAAAUUUUAGUAUUUUAUUAAUUUAAAAAAAAACUAAAAAUCACCUCCAAAUUUCAAUUCCUCAAUUCUAUAUUUUGAAUUUAGAUUAUUUAACCCUAUGAGAUAUAAGUGUCAAUUCUUUUUAAUAAAAUAUUUUAUCAUUUUAACUCUUAUGGAUCUAUAUUUAUGGUAAACAAAUUUUAGGAUCAUCGUAGAUAAUUUAUAUUUAAUAAUUUAUUAAAUAUAUUUAAACUACCAUUGUUGUACUUUAACUAGUUCUAUGUUAAUAACCAGAUUUGAGAUAUAUGAUCAUUUAUAAUAAACAAAAUACUUGUUUAAAUGAUACUAAUAUAACUAUUUUUUAAUUUGUAAAAUAGAAAUAUAUUAAACAAUUAUUGAAUAUAACAGUAAAACUUAUUUAUUAAUAUUAAAUUUUAAAUAUCACAUAUAUAUAUAUACAAUUAUUAAAUAUAAAUUAUAUUAUUAUCACUGGUUUUAGUUUAUAAAAUAUAAAGAGACAUAUAUCCCGCAGUUACAUUGUUCAUUAUACAUGUUACAAUUCAUAUAUUGUUUUGAACCGUUUAUUUUAGACGAACCAUAAAUGUUACGUAGUAUACGUCUUUUAUAUAAAUUGCAGUUAAACCGUGCCGCAAUAUCUAAUCCACUCAUUCUGCACCGCUCAAUCCGAAUAGCAAAGCUUUCUUUUUUUUUUCUUUUUUUUCGUUGACCUUAUAAACUCUAAAAAUAUAUUCUAAAACUCCAUUGUUUGCGGGUCACUUUUCAAUUUUCUUUGCUCUUCUUGUUUGACCGCGAUUUUCACAUACUAUAUAUAGAUACAUAUGCAUUUAUAUACAACUCAAAUCCUAAACCUUCUAAUAAUCCAAACUCUAUAAAACCCUAACUAGUUGCUAAAUUAGUGUCUCCUCAUGCGCCGCGCCGGCUUUCUUUCUCCGAAUCUUUCUUGCAAAACCAUGUUUGUAAGUGUUUAUUUCGUUAUGAUCCUCUUGGUUUUUACUUUUUAGCUCACGCAACGCUUCGGCAAGGAUGGGAACAAUUAAGGUUUCUGAAAUUGAGAUAGCUCAAACAAGAUCAAGAUCACCAAGACAUGAGUUCACGGAGGGUUUUCGAAUCAAAGGUCGUGUGUUCCACUUUUUGUCCAAACGGAUGCUUGUACCACCUUCGGGACCUUCCAAAAGGCGCAAUCCUGUGGGGAAACACUAGUUGACCUUCUUCCUUUUUAAUGUUUAGUUGGUUUUUAAUCAUACUAUAUAUUUAGAAGACUCCUCAAAUUGUUUUUGGCGGGGUUUGGUAAUUUUGGUAUAUGUUUUUAGCUCUUUUAUCUUAUUUGAUUUCAUUCACAUUUGUAAUAUCUUGUUGGGAAAAUGAACGUAUAUUAUAUACAUCUCUUGUUUUUUUUCCCAACAUUGUAUGCAUCGCAUCUCUCACUCUCUCAUAUCAUAUUCUCCUUGGAAACUAUAUUAAAAUGGAUGGCUAUUUUGUGAUUAUAUACUUAUUAAUUUAACUCUUAGCCAUCAAGCUCACGGAUUAGUCUUAUAUUUGAAAAACAUUAUUUUCGAUGAAUAACUAAAAAAGAAUGUCUGUUUUUUUUGGUGUAAAAAAAAAAGAAAAAAAGAGAAAAAAGAAAAAAGAAAAAAAAAAGAAUGUCUGUUGUAUACCGUGUUUAUAGUUUUGAACUUUUAAUGCAUAAGCUAAAGAAGAGCAUGAAAAUCUAAUUUCGAAACCUUUUUUGUUUAAUAUGACAGAGGAUAUGGUGAUGCAAUGCUCUUAAAAUAGCCUACGCUAAAGCUAUCAAUCAAGCAAGGCAUAAUUCUGAAUAUAAGUUAUCUAAGAGCAUGUUUAUUGGUAAAAUCCACUUAAGGACCCUUAGUGAUUUUUUUAGUAUUUAAGUGAAGUUAAGUUACUUUGUUAAGAGAUCUUUAAUGUAAGUGGUUUAUUGGUAGUAUCUUAAUUAGGGAUUCUUAACAAUAAAAAACUAUUAAACAUAAUUUUAUUUUAAAAAAACAAAGUUAAGCAUAUUAUUUGAUACAUAAAUUUUAAAAUAAAAACAUAAAAACAUAAACAUGAACAUGAACAUAAAAACACGAACAUAAACAUGAACUGCUUUAAUUUAACUUACCAACUAGUAUAGCAUCAACGGUGACAUCUAGUCUUCGAUGAACACGGCACUCGGUUCUCGAAAUCAUCUCUACAACACAAGUACACGUUGGAGGUCCUUUCCUCUCUGAGCAAUAGUGCUAGUAGCUAAUGCUUCAAGCUCUGUUUCGUCCAAGAGAGACACCGAUCGGGAGAGGAAGAAACGAGUUGGGAAGCAACGACACACCAAAUUGUGACACGUGCACCGUAAGGGACGUCGCUUGGCUCUCUUAAUUAAGGGACGUAGCUUGUGUUUUCUUCCUUUUUUUCUUUUUUUUUAAUCAUAAUUAACCUAAGAUACAUAGCUAAGAGUCACCAAUAAACAUGCUCUAAGAGCGUUGAAGAAGAACAUUCAUUCUUAAGUACCCAAGAUUUUGGCCAAUUGAAACUUUUCGGCUUGUAGGCCCGUAUCUUAGGCUACUGUAUCUUAUAUUGUGUCAGUGUGUCACAGUUUGUAUACUGGUCAAUUAUAUAUUAGAGGGACGAGUGGGAAGUAAAUGGUUCAUUUUCAUCACACUAAGAAUUUUAACAUGUCUUUGUGUACCACAUCUUAACUUCCAAUUUGACUGUGGUCUCCUUCUGUCUGUCUAAUACAACAUACUGAAGGAUUCUAGGUUGGUGUUCCACUAUCUAAAGCCAAAGAACAGGAACAACCAACAAAAGGAAGCUACCCUUUUUUCAUGUUUGUAUAUUUUCAUCCAACUUGUGCGCACUUGCGUGGUACUUUCAUUUUGUAGUGUUUGCUUAUGUGAGGUUUACUCCUUAACUCAUACGAAAUAAUGAUUGUAGACACUAGGAACUUCGAAUAGACCGGUUAAGCUAAAAAUUAAAGAACACCAAAAAUUAUGAGUUUGGGAUUAUCCGUGGGUCUGAUCAUGGGAAAGAUCUCUCCGGAAAUCCACUAUAACUUCAUGACGAAACAACUUUUCUCAUUUUCAAAAAUCACUUUCACGUUCUCUCACUUUGUCUCUCAAACAAAUCUCUUCUAACUCACUCAAUUAAACGGUAUAAGCAAACAACAUAGUUGACAAAACAAAAAGCAAAGACGAAGAAGCAGUGCCGUGCGAAGAGUUGUAGGGGCCUAAGGCAAGUUUUAAAAAUAAAUUUAUAUACAACCAUAAAAAAAAAAAAUUCUAAUACAAUAUAUCACCUUCGCGAAAUACAUAA